UCGAGUUACAAUCACUCGCGAUCUCGCUGACCGGUUUAUAGUAAGCCGAGCCGGGCGCGACGGAGGUCGUAUAAGUGUGCAAUACAAAAACAAAACUUGACAAAAUGAAUUUCCUUUUCAAAAUUAUAGCAUUACUUGCUUUGGCCUGGAGUAACAACGCAUCCCAUAGAGCUUCCAUGCCGCUUAUUAGAAACGUGCAUCGCGGAGGUGAUCAUUUCGAGGGCCCACAUUGGUCAGUAGCUGAGAACGCACUGUACUGGGUGGACAUUGUAUUACAACGGGUGCUCAGACUCGACGGAGCCAGCGGCAAUGUUACCACCAGGGAAAUUGGGUUCGGACCUGUAUCACUGGUGGUGACAGUGAAAGACAAUCCCAAGUUGGUGCUGAUCACUUCAAGGGCAGGAGUGUUCUUCCUGCCCUGGGACGCGAGCCCAGGAGAUUCCGCCAUGAGGCAGCUCACUGUGGUCGACCUCGGCCACCCUGACAACAGGGGCAACGACGGGAAAGUCGACGCUAAAGGCCGGCUUUGGUUUGGAACAAUGGGCUCUGAGGUGAAUGGAGAAGUGGAUACAGACCAGGCGACGUUGUACUUGCUGGAUCAAUACAACUACGUGCACCCCGAGGCGAAAGUCCGGCCGGUGUCCGUGUCUAACGGCAUCGCGUGGACCUCCGACAAUAAGUACAUGUUCUAUAUCGACACACCUACUCGGAAUGUGGACGUCUUCGACUUCGAGCUUGCUACCGGAUCCAUCCGUAACAGGAGGACUUUGUUCAGUUUCCAAGCUAACAAUGUAACUGGUCUUCCUGACGGCAUGACGAUUGACACCGAUGGCAAUUUGUGGAUAGCCUGUUACGAUGGCGGAAAGGUAAUCAAAGUAGAUUCAAGGUCAGGCAAACUGUUGGAGAGCCAUAAGAUGCCGGCAACCAAGGUGACGUCGGUCAUGUGGGGUGGGCGGGACCUGUCUACCUUGUAUGUCACCACCAGUCGCAGAGGCUUAUCAGCAGCUGAACUCGCAGAGCAACCUGAAGCCGGCUCACUGUUCGCUAUAGAAGGCACAGGGUCUAAAGGCUACCCAGAAAAUCUAUUUAUCUUCCCUGAUGCUGCUACGUAUUAAUGAUAGUUACUAAUGUACUUACACAGAAUAUACAUACAAACAUAACCAAGAUAAAGUAGACAUGGCAUUCCAAAAUUGUUAGAACUAAUGUAUCAUAAUGUGUAUGUAUAUGGGUAUCUACCGGAAAUAAAUGCAUUUUAUUUUA
This is a messenger RNA of Pectinophora gossypiella (pink bollworm), 1260 nucleotides long. RefSeq names its product regucalcin-like. The record is from RefSeq and is a predicted model, not a curated record. Gene Ontology annotation, biological process: L-ascorbic acid biosynthetic process. Lineage: Eukaryota; Metazoa; Arthropoda; Insecta; Lepidoptera; Gelechiidae. The coding region runs from base 105 to 1115 and encodes 336 amino acids. The transcript has 6 exons. Gene Ontology annotation, molecular function: gluconolactonase activity; calcium ion binding; enzyme regulator activity.